Messenger RNA from Carassius auratus (goldfish), 3864 nucleotides. RefSeq names its product E3 ubiquitin/ISG15 ligase TRIM25-like. The coding region runs from base 147 to 1769 and encodes 540 amino acids. Gene Ontology annotation, molecular function: zinc ion binding; protein binding. The transcript is spliced from 7 exons. Lineage: Eukaryota; Metazoa; Chordata; Actinopteri; Cypriniformes; Cyprinidae. The record is from RefSeq and is a predicted model, not a curated record.
UUCCUCACAAAACGCGUGACGUCAUCCGCUGUAAUAGAUCCGCUGCACUGUUCUUUGGGGCGAAGCUAUAAAGGCAAAUGCUAUUUUGAGGUGUAUUUCUCUCGAGCUCUUAUUACGGGACAGAAGUAAAAAAUCACUGGAAAGAAAUGGCAGAAUCAGCAGCAAGUCGGUUUGUGGAUCAGUUCAGCUGUCCAGUCUGUUUGGAUGGACUGAAGGAGCCGGUGACGAUUCCCUGUGGACACAGUUACUGUAUGAGCUGCAUUACUGACUGCUGGGGCCAGGAGGAGCAGGGACCGCCGUACUGCUGUCCCCAAUGCAGAGAGAGCUUCAGUCAGAGACCUCUACUGAAGAAGAACACUCUGAUAGCGGAGAUGAUGGAGACGCUGCAGAAGACGUCUCUACAAACGGCUGCUGUGGAGUGUGAUGUUUGCACUACAGAGAAGAGCAGAGCUGUUAAGUCCUGUCUGCAGUGCUUGGCCUCCUUCUGUCAAACUCACCUGCAGCUUCACUAUCAAUCUCCUGCGUUUAUGAAGCACAAACUAGUCGAAGCCUCUAGAAACAUUCAGGAGAACAUCUGCCCCAGUCAUGGGAAACUUCUGGAGAUCUACUGUCAGGACGACCAUCAGUGCAUUUGUUGUUUGUGUACUGAUGAUCAUAAAGGACACAGUGUGGUGUCUGUGGAUUCAGAAUGGACUAGGAAAAAGGAAGAGUUAAAGGAGUUAAAAGAGACGUGCCACAAACUGGUCCAGGAACGAGAGAGAGGGAAGCAGGAACUCGGCGACGCUCUGAAACUUCUUAAAAGUUCAGCGCUAGAGACCAUGGAGAACGUCGAGAAGGUCUUCACUGAGCUCAUCUGCUCUCUUGAGAAGAAACGCUCUGAGAUUAAAGAGCAGAUCAGAGCUCAGGAGAAGACAGAGAUAGAUCGAGCAGAGGAACUUCACAGACAUCUGGAUCAAGAGCUGACAGAACUCAGAAAAAGACAAGCUGAGAUUGAAAAACUUCUGAUUACUGAGGAUCAGGUCAAUUUUCUGAAGAGCUGUCAAUCUGUGUGUGUUUUACCGACAUUUGAAAACGUUCCCAUCACUCAGCACACUCACCUGUAUUUUAAAGAUGUUUCAAUCUCAAUAUUUAAGGAGGUUUUGGAGGACGUCUGUCAACAACAAACAGCGAAAAUAUCACAACAAGUGUCAAAAGUCUGUGUUGCCAAGACCCAAAAUGAUUUUUUGCAGUAUUUCUGUGAUCUUCACCUGGAUCCAAACACUACAAACAAUGCCCUCAAACUAUCUGAGGACAACAGGAAAGUAUCAUUUACAUAUAAAAAACAGCAUUAUCCUGAUCACCCGGAGCGAUUUGAUAGAUAUGUGAAUGUCAUGUGUCGAGAAGGUUUGUGUGGUCGUGGUUACUGGGAGGUCGAGUGCACUGGAAAGCAAUGGGCUGUAGCAGUUUGUUACAAAGGAAUUGGACGUAAAGGAGACAGUGAUGAGUGUAGACUUGGUGACAACAAAAAGUCCUGGCGUUUCAGCUUUUAUCUACAAAAUUUCUAUUUCACACAUGACAAAAAGAAAGUCUCAGUCCCUGCUGUCUGCUCCUCUAGAGUAGGAGUGUAUCUGGAUCAUGGAGCAGGAAGUCUGUCCUUCUACAGUGUCUCUGACAAAAUGACCCUCCUUCACAGAGUCCAGACCACUUUCACUGAACCCUUAUACCCUGCGUUUUUUGCUGGUUAUGGCUCAUCUGUCAGGAUCAUAGAAGAGCAGAAUUUGAAAAUAUAAUUCAUCAGAAAAUAUUAAAUAAGAUAUUUUAGGGCAUUGGUUCCCUUGUUCCUGGAGGCCGCCCAACGCUGCACAUUUUGUGUCGCUCCUUUGUUUGACAAACUCAAUUCAGAUCUUGGAGUCUCUACUACUGAACUGAUCAUCUGAAUCAGGUGUGUCUAAGGAAACCUAUAAUGUUGGGGGGCCUUCAGAAACGUGGUUGGGAACCACUGGCUCAGGGCAUCCAUUUGGCAGGUGUGGCACUAGGACGGGGCUUGAUGGGGGUAUAGCUCCAACAGAAAAUUUAAACGAAAACGCACAAGUGUAAACGUAUCAGUCUGAAGUUCAGGAUGGAGAGGAAUAACUGCUGUCUGUCUUCACCAUACACUGUAUAAAAGGUCGUCACACAGAGUAGCAACUCUUAAAAAAAUAACUUAAGGAAAUAGUUUUAUGAAUUAUCUGAAAUAUAUCUUUUGUAAAAAUAAAAAAAUAAAUAAAAAAAAUUGAAUUUACGUUUUCCUGCAAUGACACUUGAUGGUCAAAAAUGUAUAAAUAAAUGCAUAAUAUAUAAAUAUAAAAUAAAAAACAUUACAUCGUAUUUUAAGUAAAAUAUCACAACAUAAACAAGAACAUAACAUUUGAUAAAUGUACAUCGGAUACAGCGCAGAAUAGUUUGAAAUCAACAAUGUAGAGCUUGACUAGUGACUGGUCACAAGGUCUAAAGAACAUAUUGAUUUUUUUAUUAACAAUUAAAAAUAAAACAAAACACUAAGGGAAGAACACAGGGUCUAAGUGAAAACAACAAUCAAUGACAGAGAGCACAGGUAGAAUAAACAGGGAAGGAAAGGGUAACACAACAGUGUCUACAGGAGAACACACAAACAAUCAAAAACAAGCCAUGUCUUGUUCACACUGAACAUGACGACUCAAGAUCACGUGACCAGGGGUGUAUUCCAGUAGUAGGUUGUGUGUCAUGCCCGGGUGUUUAAGGGUAAGUUAGCAGAUAAACUCAGCUUUUGGUUCCAUAUAUAGCCUAUAUAUUAUAAAACACUAUUAUAACAAGGUAAUAUUUAUAUUUUAUAUCACACAUCAUGGGUCUGCAUUUUAUAUAAUGUAUUUAUAUCAUAAAAAUACAUAUGUGAUAUUUCUUAUUAUAUAACUAGCUUAAAAAAAAAAACACAAACACUUGACCAUUGAACAAAAGAAGAAGAAAGAAGCCGCUGAUAUUAAAGUCAUGGGCACCCACGGGCAGAAACAUAAAUCAGCGUCUAUGCUGAAAGUAUUUUCCGUUUUUGGAAACGAAAGCUGAGUUUAUCUGCUUGCUUACCUUAAACAUCCGAGUAUGUCACGACCUACUUUCUGGAAUAUCCCCCAAAAGCACUUUGAACAGAACACCUGGCAAUUGAAAAUGUCUAUAUGUAAAAAAAUCUUUAUGAAAAAUUUCAGCUGCUCAUUUUAAUUUUGAGCUCUGGAGAAAGGAGCAGAUAAUUAUUGGCUCACAGCAACCCACAGCUGAAGACACAUAAAACAGUCCUCAACAGACAACGGAACAGCCAAUAUUGGGUUGUUAAAAAAGGUGCGCUCAUUCAAAACAGCUGCGUUCGAUCCUUCGCUGCCUGGGUUGAUUUAAAUCUAGCUUUUCUUUUGUGUUUGUGUCCCAAGUUCAAGUGACGCAGCAGUGACGAUUCUCUCCGGCCAAUCCGUGAUCAGCAGAGUUUACACGUCAUGGUUUGGUAACUGUAUGUUUCACUUGGAACCUCACCCGAAGUGGUACUAAAAAAAGUACCAGGUAGCUACUGUACCCUGUGGAAAACCCCCCAAAAGUGGGCCGUACUGAACAGUGCCUAAACCUAACAUUACAGUAAUCCAAAUACAGUAAGGUUCAGUGUGAGAAAUUUGACCAGUUUGUGGUCAGGUAGGAUAAUCUGACAGGUAGGAUGAAAUAUCUGCACAUGUGCUCUGUGUGUAAAUAACUUACAUAGGCUUGUGUAAAUUGUGUAAACUGCAUUUUUGUAAAUAUUCUAUAUAAUAUAUUAAUAUUUAGUACUGGAAUGCCCAGUACCACAAUAAAUCGCAGUCUGUCUUACACAUUUGACUAAUAAAAUGUAUUCUGACU